ACUCCAGAUCCUCACAGGUGCUUUCACUUAUUACGUGGUGCUUCAAAAGGGACGCAGCUGCGUACUUCUUCACUGCAGUCAUGUCUCGGAUUGGCUAUUGUCUCAUGCUUGUAGGCCUCGCCAGUCUUGCAUCUGCCGCUCCCGACUGUGACGCCAAGAAGCUGGACGCCUGCGCGGCAGACUUGUUCAUCUUCGGGUCUUCGGAGAAGAUUCCGACCACUCCUGAGGAACUCGAGUCUUUCUGUGGCACGCAGAACAAAGCGGAGUCCUGCGCCCGCGACUACAUCAAGCAUUGCACGGAGAGCGUCUCCCAGGGUAUUGGCGAUGUCUUCCUCGACGACAUCAAGAGCGAGAUUGAGGACCGGUGCGAUGAGUCCUCCGUUUAUCGCGAAGACUAUCUCAGGAGCGCUCCGUGCCUAAACAAGGUUGGCGCUGGAUUCCACAAGUGCCUCCGCGGUCUCGUUGCUGACCUCGACUUGGCUUCCAAGCUUCCCAACAAGCAAAGGAUUGGCGGGGCAUGCUGCAAGUACAACGUGUUCGAACAGUGCGUAAGCAAGGUGGUCCAGGGCCAGUGCGAUUCGGACGUGAUCGAGUUCGCCCAGGGACUCGUCGAGAGGUACUCCGGCGAGCUACUCGGAACAGUGUGCACCGCCUACCGGUCGGGCCAGAAGUGCAAGAGCAUCGACUUCAGUUCCACGUCUGGUGACAAGAACCUCCGCUCCGUCCUUACGCCCAUCCUUCAGAUCUCUGGAGCCCUCGGCUAAGAUCAUGGACAUUGACGCCAAAAGAAUUGGUGGACUUGUGUAUGAAUGGCGAUAAUUACCGAGUGACGUGGCUUGAUGCCCAGAACGCCUGGCACGAAAUCUAGCGAUCAGACCUUCCCGUGCUGGCAAUCAGAACAAAGCAGCAUGCAUGCACGAUGACAUCGAGUACGCUGAAGAUAACAGAACGACGCGGAUAAUUCGUAUUUCGGGAACGGCAGGUUUUUAAGUUGCACAAUCACCACUGUUCACCAAACUUGAAGUGGGCUAGAUUUGGUCUACGUGAAGACGUCAUACAGCUUUAAGAGCCACAUAGGUUAAAAAUAAAAAGUCUGGCGGACGUUGGACUACAUGGUCUUAGUGAACUUUUAGCUGGAAUGGCUAAAAUUUUAGUUAGAAGGCCAGUCGCUACUGCUUCUUGGGCUUGACGUGAGCUUAUCUUGGUAUACGUGAAUACAUAGCUGCAAUAAUACGGUAGUUAAAAAAGCCUUAAAGAAAUUAGGGCACACAGCCUCAGCUAGUUCUUAUCAAAGAGAAUUAGCGUUGCGUUAUAUAUAAUGCAUUGUGUGGUUAAGAGUCAUUACAGCCAUGGACUUCAAUACAUUUUGAAAACGCUACCCUCAGGGGCUGUGGUCGACACUAGUGAACAAUCUGAUGCGUAAACCUACGCACAGUAGCAGCUCGGUUGUUCUUUGUCGACAAUCCCAAGCGAGUUCUGCACGAGUAGUAGUGCUUAGCUGCAGUACAAGAUCACGCGCUCUGCUUAGCCGUGGUGGUCUGGUGGCUAAGGUACUUGGCUGCUGACCCGCAGGUCACGGGAUCGAAUCCCGGCUACGGCGGCUGCAUUUCCGAUGGAGGCGGAAAUGUUGUAGGCCCGUGUGCUCAAAUUUGGGUGCACGUUAAAAGACCCCCAGGUGGUCGAACUUUCCGGAGCCCUCCACCACGGCGUCUCUCAUAAUCAUAUGGUGGUUUUGGGACGUUUAACUCCACAUAUCAAUCAAACUUACGCGCUAUAAUUGCUAUGAAGGAACACAUAAUACAGUUUUCGAUCACACGAACACACACUAAAGACAGAGCAAUUAAGAAGACCAAUAAUGAUGAUGUUUCUGCUUAACGUCCCAAAAGAGGCUGAGAGUCAACAUGAGCUUCACUAUAUAUGCUAACAUCUCGAAGAUUCACACGUUGAGACAUUCUUUUGUUAAAUCACGCAUGUUCCUCUUAUCAUUAAGAGUGCUGUGCCUGAAGAUAAUCUUGAGUGACGCUACUUAUCGUGCAAUGUAUGGGCUGUAUUUGGCUCUAUUUUACCAGUACGUUCUCCGUGCCAAGCGUUCCGAGCCGUGCGCUUUAUUGUGUAAUACACGCGUUUGUUUUGUCGCAAUGUGUCGUGCUUGAGUGUGACCGCAAGCGGAAAUGCACUUGUGCAAUCUUAUACGCCAUGAUGCGCCUUUCAUUGUGAACUGUGAUCCUUGUACAGAAAAAUACACAUAUUCUUUUGUUUCACUCUACAUUGUUGUCCCCGAGUGUGCUUUGUUCGGAUUUUUGAGAUGCUGCUCGUCGCAUGGACUGUGAAUUUUCGUUCAGCAUGAAUGCCUCAUCUGUAUCAAUCCUCUGAUUCAGGAAAAAGUUUUAUGCUUCAAUCGUAGGCAUUUGAAUGGCUUGAAUACUUGUAAAUGUGCAUAUUUGUGCGCGGACAGAUUUUGAAUCAAGGACGUGGAACGAGUGUGCGAGUGCUGUAUUAUACACCUCUGUAUAGCCUUGUGUUAGAUUUUUACUUCGCGACAACAAUAUUGCGCAACAAAGAAGGCCUAGCCAGCGCCCUUCCUCUUGUCUCGCAUUAAAGCUAAUAUAGUUUUGCA
Rhipicephalus microplus (southern cattle tick) is the source of this 2617-nucleotide messenger RNA. RefSeq lists its product as uncharacterized. Lineage: Eukaryota; Metazoa; Arthropoda; Arachnida; Ixodida; Ixodidae. The record is from RefSeq and is a predicted model, not a curated record.